ACAUGCACACACACUCUACUGAGUGUGUGGGGACAUUUACCUCUCAGCAGGGUGACCUUUGAUCAAUUGAGUUAUAUUAUGUUGCUCCAGUGAAGGCGUCAGAGUCAGUGUUGCAGCUGCAGUGCGUCUUCUCUGUCCUCCACAAACAGGACAAAAUGAAGACAGACGACUCUUUGGAGAAGAAUGGUAUUCGCGGAGUCUCUUUUGCAGAAGACAGUGUCAGAUGGAAACGGGAAUCCGAGGCUUCCAGUCCAGAACAUAAUGAUCUGGACAACAGUGAAAUACUCCACCCCUCCCCAUUCAGAAAAUACCACCAGAGCCUUCAGACCCUCAAACCCAUCCGCUGGUCCUCCUCACAGUCUCACCCAUUGGACAAUGCAGGUUUCCUGUCCUUUACGACCUUUGCCUGGAUGACCCCCAUGAUGUGGGCCAUGUUCAGGAAUAGGCUGGACGUGAACUCUCUCAACCUGUCUCCUAUGGACGUAGCCACCACCAGUGGUGAUAGGCUUCAGAGACUCUGGGAAGAAGAGGUGGAAAAGGUGGGUCUGGAGAAAGCCUCUAUGGUUCGUGUGAUCCUCCGCUUUCAAAGAACCAGGCUGAUUCUGUCCGUCAUGAUUGGCAUUCUUGCCAUGGUGGCUGUAUUUCUGGGUCCGGCUGUUCUGGUCUAUAAGAUCUUAACCUAUGUCGAAGACCCAGGGACGUCUUCAGUGACCUAUGGUGUUGGUCUGUCUUUGGGACUGUUCACCUCGGAGUUCUUCAAAGCCUUCCUAAUGUCCUUGCUUUGGGCGGUGAGCCUGCGCACAGCUGUCAGACUGAAAGGUGCCUUCUCCUCGAUGGCCUUUCAGAAAGUCAUCUCUCUGCGGGCGCACAGCAACAUUUCAACGGGAGAGAUGAUUAAUGUUUUGACCAAUGAUGGCCACAGAUUAUUUGAGGCAGUAUUGUUUGGGAGCUUUAUGCUGGCUGUCCCGGUGCUCUUAAUUGUGUGCAUAGUAUAUGCCUGCUUUGUUCUGGGCUACACCGCGCUGACUGGAGUUGGUACCUACCUCAUCUUCAUCCCUGUACAGUUUUUCUUGGCCAAAGUCAUUAACAUUUUCAGAUGGAAGGCCAUGUUGCUAACAGACAGCCGUGUUCGCACAAUGAAUGAGAUUCUCAACAGCAUCAAACUUAUCAAGAUGUACGCCUGGGAAGAUUCAUUUGAGAAGAAGGUUGCAGACUUAAGGAAAAAUGAGAAGAAAAAGCUGCAGAUGGUCAGUUACAUCCAGAAUAUUAAUACCAGCAUCACCAGCAUCAUCCCCACCCUCGCCACCGUUCUCACCUUCGUGGUGCACACAACGCUGCGCUUAAGCCUCAACACAUCUGACGCCUUCACCACCAUCGCCAUCUUCAACUCCAUGAGGUUCUGCCUGGCUCUGCUGCCUCUGUGUGUGAAGGCUCUGGCUGAGGCUGCUGUGUCAGUGGCACGACUCAGGAAAAUAAUGAUGAUCCAGAAUCCAGAGCCAUACCUGAUGCAGAGGAAAGACAGCGACUCAGCCAUAGUGAUGAAAAAUGCAACACUUUCCUGGACCAAAACAGCCAGCAAACAGCCAGCCCCCGAGCCCAGCACAGACAAUGGAGUGAAGGGACACAAGGUGGACGAGGUGUCCCAGAAUGAGAAGACUGAAACCUUGCCAGCGCUGAGAAACAUCUCCUUCACACUGCCUAAGGGCAACCUGCUCGGUGUCUGUGGGAAUGUGGGAAGUGGAAAGACGUCGCUGAUUUCAAGCAUUUUGGAACAGAUGCAUCUUCUUCAGGGCUCCAUCGCAGCAGACGGAUCAUUUGCCUACGUUUCCCAGCAGGCCUGGAUUUUCCAUGGAACUGUUCAGGAAAACAUCCUAAUGGGGGAACCUUUUGACCAGGCCAAAUACGACAGAGUUGUGGAUGUCUGUAGUCUCAGAACUGACCUGAAAAUCCUCCCAUAUGGUGAUCAGACAGAGAUUGGCGAGCGGGGGCUCAAUCUUUCGGGGGGGCAGAAGCAGAGGAUCAGCCUCGCCAGAGCUGUCUACUCCAACAGGGACAUCUUCCUCCUUGACGAUCCGCUGUCUGCUGUCGAUGCCCAUGUGGGGAAACAUAUCUUUGAAGAAUGCAUUAAGAAGCAGCUCCAGGGAAAAUCCAUCAUAUUAGUUACACACCAGCUCCAGUAUUUGGAGUUCUGCGAUGACAUCCUGGUUCUGGAGGAUGGGGAGGUCCGGGAGGCUGGAAACCACCAGGCCCUGAUGGAUGCCAGUGGACGCUACGCUCAGCUCAUCAGCAACUAUCAGAUGGAACAAUCCAAAACUCAGAAAGAGGAGGAAGAAGCAUCCCCUCAAGACACUGCCCAGUUAAAGGAGGUUGAGCUAAGAGAUCGCACAGGCAGUGGGGUAGUGAACCCAGCAUUUGACAUGUCAGAUGAAAAGGAUGAUGGAACAACAGCUGACCAGAGAUCUGCUGUCAAGACUGAGGAUCAGCUGGUCAGUCAGGAAUCCUCCUCAGAGGGCGCCAUCUCCUGGAGAGUUUACCAUCAGUACUGCCAAGCAGCUGGAGGCUACAUCAUCACCUUCCUCACCAUCCUGACCAUCGUCCUGAUGAUUGGAUCCACAGCCUUCAGCAACUGGUGGCUCAGCUUUUGGCUGGGGCAGGGUGAUGGGACAUCCAAUCAGACAAAUUCAAACCAUGGGGACAUCUCACAAAACCCAGACCUGCACUAUUACCAGCUGAUUUAUGGCGUUAUGGUGGUUGUCACGGUGAUACUUGCCAUCAUCAAGUGCUUCUUCUACACUCACGUCACCUUGCAUGCUUCCUGCAAACUCCACAACACCAUGUUCAAGAGGAUCGUCGACAGUCCCAUGAGUUUCUUUGACACGACACCGACAGGCCGUAUCCUCAACCGCUUCGCUAAAGAUCAAGAGGAGGUGGACACUGUGCUUCCCCUCCACAUGGACCCUUUCAUGCAGUUUUCUCUCAUGGUCACAUUCACAAUUAUCAUCAUCUCAUCCGUCUUCCCGCCCAUGCUCAUAGCCGUGAUUGUCAUGGGAGCUUUGUUCACCCUCAUUCUCUUUGUGUUCCAGAGGAGUAUCCGUCAGAUGAAGAAGAUGGAGAACAUCAGUCGCUCUCCCUGCAUCUCUCUUACCACCUCCAUGCUGCAGGGCCUCAGCACCAUUCAUGCCUACAACAUCAGAGACAGCCACAUAAAACUGUUCAAGUACCUGAACGACAUCAACUCCAACCACUAUUUACUCUUUCACUCUGGAACACGUUGGCUCUCCUUCUGGCUGGACUUCAUGGCUGCGACCAUGACCUUGUUGGUGGCUCUGUUUGUGGUGCUCAGCAGCAACGAUUUCAUCAGUCCAGCCUUGAAAGGCCUGGCAAUGUCCUACACCAUACAGUUGACAGGCAUGCUUCAGUACGUAGUCAGGCAGGCGACAGAGGUGGAGGCGAGGUUCAACUCGGUGGAGCGGUUACUGGAAUACAUCACGAGUUGCAAGCCUGAGGCCCCCAGACACAUUAAAGAAGCUAAAAUCCCAGAGGACUGGCCAAAGAGUGGAGCCAUCACCUUCCAGGACUAUAAGAUGAGGUACAGAGAGAAUACACCCAUUGUCCUGAAUGGACUCAAUAUCCCAAUCCGAGCUGGAGAGAAGCUGGGCAUUGUGGGAAGGACGGGCUCUGGGAAGUCCUCCUUAGGCGUGGCUCUGUUCAGGCUGGUGGAGCCAGCUGCAGGAACCAUCUUGAUAGAUGGAGUGGACAUUAUGUCCAUUGGGCUGCAGGAUCUGCGCAGCAAGUUGUCCAUUAUCCCUCAGGAUCCUGUGUUAUUCAUUGGCACAGUCAGAUACAACCUAGAUCCCUUUAAUAACUACACAGAUGAGGAGAUCUGGGCAGCACUGGAGAAGACAUACAUGAAGGACUCGAUCUCCAGACUGGAGGAGAAGCUCGAUGCACCGGUGAUGGAGAAUGGAGAGAACUUCUCUGUUGGAGAAAGACAACUGAUGUGUAUGGCUAGAGCGCUACUUCGUAACUCCAAGAUCAUUCUGUUGGAUGAGGCAACAGCCUCCAUCGAUGCAGAGACAGACACUCUGAUCCAGAACACCAUCAAAGAGGCCUUCCAGCACUGCACCAUGCUCACCAUUGCCCAUCGUAUCAACACUGUGAUGCACGCAGAUCGUAUUCUGGUCAUGGACAAUGGAGAGGCGGCAGAGUUAGACCACCCAGAUGUGCUGAAGCAAAGACCAGACUCUCUGUUCGCCUCCCUCCUGACAGCUGCUAACACCAUGAGCACUUGAACCACAGACGACCUGUGACACCAAAGCACAACUGCACAGCAGCAACUGUAACAUUAUGAUAAUUAUUCAUUUACACACCCAUAUCUUAAUCAGUAUUCUCACAUUAUAAUCUGGACAGGUGUGCUGGUAUCUGAUGUGACAGACGAGAUGGUUUAAUAUUAAUACAGAGAAAGACAAAAUGUAGUUUUUCACCUUUCAAACAGUCUAAAUAGCGCUACAUGUGCCUCUCUGUCAUCUAAAACAGAUAUAUGGACAUUGUUUUUCAUGUCUUUCAUGACAGUGGAUCGAUCUGCCAUGUUUAUUUAAAACCUAUUAUUUAUUGAUUUUCUAUGUCUUUGCAAACCACAAUAUGUGGAGUUUCAAUCUGCCAUGUGAAUAUGCACUACAUAUGUUUUUUUUAUCAUGUUAAAGAACUGUAUAUAGAAAAUGUAACUCAUGUCACAUUAACAGAUUACAGACAAACAGAUACAGUGGUAAUAAAUCAGUGAAAUUUGUAAGUUUCUAUCACUCAAA
Messenger RNA from Lates calcarifer (barramundi perch), 4805 nucleotides. It is a transcript of the gene abcc12, whose product is annotated as ATP-binding cassette, sub-family C (CFTR/MRP), member 12. Gene Ontology annotation, molecular function: ABC-type transporter activity; ATP binding; ATP hydrolysis activity. The record is from RefSeq and is a predicted model, not a curated record. Gene Ontology annotation, cellular component: membrane. The coding region runs from base 156 to 4292 and encodes 1378 amino acids. The transcript is spliced from 31 exons. Gene Ontology annotation, biological process: transmembrane transport. NCBI's taxonomy places the organism in Eukaryota, Metazoa, Chordata, Actinopteri, Centropomidae.